Ornithorhynchus anatinus (platypus) is the source of this 7391-nucleotide messenger RNA. It is a transcript of the gene TMEM170B, whose product is annotated as transmembrane protein 170B. Gene Ontology annotation, cellular component: plasma membrane. NCBI's taxonomy places the organism in Eukaryota, Metazoa, Chordata, Mammalia, Monotremata, Ornithorhynchidae. The record is from RefSeq and is a predicted model, not a curated record. The transcript is spliced from 3 exons. Bases 100 to 498 code for a protein of 132 amino acids. Gene Ontology annotation, biological process: negative regulation of canonical Wnt signaling pathway.
GCCGCCGUCCUCAAUGUCUCCCCCGCGGGGAGGGGGCCGGCUUGGACCCGAGCGUGGCGGAGAGCCGCGCCCCUGGGCGGCCCCCCGACCCCCUCCACCAUGCGGACCGAGCCGGGAGACCCCGCCUCCGUCAACCUGUCGGUGCAGCAGGUCCUCAGCCUCUGGGCCCACGGCGCCGUGCUCAGGACCCUCACCGAAAUGUGGUACUGGGUUUUCCUCUGGGCCCUCUUCUCCUCACUCUUUGUCCACGGCGCUGCAGGAGUGUUGAUGUUUGUGAUGCUGCAGAGACAUAAGCAAGGAAGAGUAAUCUCCGUCAUUGUGGUCAGCAUUGGAUUUCUGGCCUCUGUAACUGGAGCAAUGAUUACCAGUGCAGCGGUAGCUGGCAUUUACAGAGUAGCGGGAAAAAACAUGGCCCCUUUGGAAGCCCUGGUGUUCGGGGUCGGACAGACGGUGUUGACAUUAAUCAUCUCUUUUUCGAGGAUCCUUGCUACCCUUUGAGGCUCUUGUGGAAACUCUUCACUUCUCCUAAGGCAAUCUCAUGAGGAAAUGCAGAAAAAAAGAGUCCCUGGAAAUGGUUUCUGUGCUUGGAGGAUAUGUGAUUGUGCAAGAGGAAGCACGUGAAUCUGCGGAUGUGCAUUUCAGAACUAGAGGACGAGUGCUGUGUUGGGGGGAAAAUGGAAAAACUACCCUCUGGUGUUCAAGUUGUUGCACUAUUGCACUGCACCUUAUGUGCCUCUGUCUCAGGCAAGGUGCACUCCAUACACUGUACGUGAAGCUACAAGAAAAAGCACCUUGUUUAGCUGCCAAUCAGGUUAACGGUGGAGAUGGAGGAGAAUUGUUGCUAACAGUGUUGCGAGCAAUCUACAGGGACAUCUCUGAGGAAUUGAUGCGUGCCAAACUUGAAUAUUUUUUAAUCAUGUGAUGGUUUGAAAGUGUAGAAUUAGCAGCGUGCUGUGAAUUUAUUUCACACCAAUUCAGGUAAAGUAGUGAGAUUUACUGUUUUCUAGCCGAAUCCCACCAAGAUUGCUGAGUGAUAGCUCAUUCAGUGUGGGAUGAAUGACUUGAUUUUGCAUAUUGAGCAUUACUGGAAUUUAGGACAGAGGCCCAGCUCUGCGUCAAGGACAUGGUGUAAUUUGGUUUAAUCAAUGGGAAAAUCCUUAAAGGGAAACGAGACCGUUUUAAAGAUUCCUACCCUAGUCACGUCAGUCGUUACCACCGGUGAAAUAAAGUUCUUUAAAUAUUUUUUUCAGACAUAUUUCCUAUCUGUUCAUGUUCAAAAGUCAAUCAUGGAGACGUAGAUUUUAUGGGUCACUUUAUAAUUUAAAUAAUGCCCUAUAAAUUUUGUAUUCAGGAUGUUUGAAAUGCAUGUUGCAUCCAUUAAGGCCUUUAAAGAAAAUACUUGUGUAUCUUUGAAGAGAAGCUCAUUAUUUUUCUAUCACCUUCAAGGAGUUAGCUUGGUACAGCAAAAGCUUGUUAUGAACAGAGGUUUAAAAAAGCAAAUCUUUUAUUCUGGAAUAUUGCCUAACUUGAAAGAGUUAUCUGAAUAGACUAGGAAAAAACAUUUGAGGACAAGCAGAGAGCCUGCUUUAGGAGAGAAACCAGAGUGUCACAAUUCUAUGGAACAAAAAGUUUGAGUUACAAGAGUUUAUCAGUAAGAUAAUCGAUAUGUUGUGAGAGCUCUACUUAACCCAAAACUGAGCUUCCACGCUUCGGUAUGUGGAGCUUCAGGUGUUUAGCUCUGAAAAGACAUAGUCCUUUGUUUUUCUUUUCAAGUUCACCAGGAAGUCUGGUGGUGUGCAUGUAAAAUUGUCUUUGGUGUAGAACAUUUUGAGAAAUGUUAGAAAUUGCUGUUUACAAGAGUGUGGAGAGUAAGAUGAGUGGGGUGGAAUAGAGGAUGCUUGAUAGCAUGCGGAAUCCGUGUAAAUAGAUCUAUGAAUAGCCAAGGCCUGGAGGGCACAUUUGGCAUCAUGAUACCCAAGCAAACCUUCCAUCCUUUUAUUUUAUUUUUUAUUUAUUUAUUUUUUCACUUUCAAAAGCACCCAUGGAAUGAUGUCAGAUUGAUAAAACUGUUUUGUUUCUCUUUGUCUUUUUUCUCCUGGCUUCAGAAGCCAUUUAGUUGAGAUCUGAUGCAAGUAUACUCCUCUAUUGUAGAAUUGCUCAUUAGUUUAGGGCUGCCGGAUUUGGAGAAUGAAGAUGGCCUUUUUAACAGAUAUAAAAGAAUAAAAAGCAAAUCCAUUUGGAGAACGUAACUAAUCCUGAAAAAAUCCUUUAAGCACUAUGGUAUAAGAAUCAUAUCAAGAGGAACCUUGGAAAAUUCGAUUUUUUGAGGGAGGUGAGGGCUUGAGAAUAGAAAUCAAUACAAGUGAUUUUAUUUUAAUCAUUUUUUAAAUUGUCUGUUUUUUGGUUUUCAUAAUGGGGAGUCUUUAUUGGCAUUCAGCAUUUGUCAGGGUUGAUAUCAAUGUGAGGUAAUGUCACUGCAUCAGAGUCAAUGUCAGUACCUUGAUGUUGACUCUGUAAUGUCUAUGCUGAUAUCUAUUGAACCAGCUUUCUCCUACCUUUGCCAGUUGUUUGUGAUUAGGCAUGAACCAUGGGCUGUAUUUCAUCCAUCUCUGGACUACGUUUUUUUGUCCAAUAACUGAAGAAGUAGAACUUGCAAGAAAGGGAGGAAAGAAAGAAUGGGAAGAUUAUCAGAUCUUACACUAAAAAUUGAAAAUUGAAUAUUUGAUCUAAUGGAUUUAUAUGAAAAUCGGAUAUUUUUUCCCUUGAAGAUGGAGAGAUUAAGUCCAAGUUAAACAUUCAUGCAAAACCUUGAAGAGAGCUCCCGCUUGUAUUAAAAAGUAAUCAGUUCUCUAAAAUUUUAGUAAUAGUCUUUUCCUCACUUUUUCAGGCUUUUGCUUAUUUCCCCUCCCCACCAAUCUGUUGGAGAUGGGGGGUGAGGGGGUAAACUUCUCCAUAAGAUUUAUGUUAGUGUUAACUAGGUUUUGCUUACAAAAACCAUAUUUGGUGGGGGUUUUCUUACAGUGUUGGGCUUCCUCCACGCACCCAGUAGCCGGGAUAAAUUCGUGAGCUUUCAGGGGCCAGGUUUUGGGGACUGGUGAUAUUGAAAGGAGACCGAAUUGGGGGCACGGUCGAGAUGUUGCUUCUGAACCCCCUCACCCUCCGGGAAAGUAGACAUGUCUGAACAUUCUUUGGGGAAGCCCAGCCCUGUUUUUCAGCUAACGUCUUUGAAUCCACACUUUCUGCCAAAAGACAAAAAUGUUAAGGUCAGUGUGUUACAUAAGGGCCUUGGAAGACAUCACUGAAUAAUAGGGUACAUUGAUGGAAAUAGCCUCUCAUUUGAAAUUUAAAUUAGAUGUGGUUGUUGCUUAGUUUUAAUCAGUCAAUGGUAAUUACUGGAUGCUUACUGUGUGCAGAGCGCUGUACUGAGUGUUUGGAAGAAUUGCAGUACAAGAGUUGGUAUACCCGCUCCCUGCCUACAAAAAGCAUACAAUCUCAUUUUAAAGGAAAAUAUGAUAGCCAUCCUAAGAAUUUUAGGGCUCAUUAAAGUGGUGACAGGAAUUUUGGUUUAGUUCUAGAUGGGAUAUUAAGGAACUCUUGAAUUUUAUAGGUACACAGUGAAAUAGUGCAUCAUGGAGUAUAUAAUUUGAGGCCUGUCUUCUUUAGUUCUGAAAGUAACAAAAAAACUGGUGAUUUCACCAAACCAAAAUUAUGAGCAUGUGGACCAAAGAGGGUCUGGUACUCAUUUUUCUCUGUAAUGUCAAAAUAGAAUUGUAGAGUAUUUUAAAAUAACUGAUUUACUGCCCCCAUCUCAGAACCAAAAUGUUUAGUAUGCUUUCCCCCCUCUGUUGUUUUUUUUUAUUUUGCUGUUCAGUCAAUUUGUUUCCUUUGUCUUUAGUACUUUAAAAAUAAUUUGUCUAUGCUCAUAAAUUUCCCUAAUUGCCAUUUUGCAUGUGCUGGCAGCUUAUUGGACAUCGCUGUAUACUGUAUCCAAAUUCAAUAUAACUGGCAUAAACAUCUAUAACUGCUUGACAGUAAUAUAGCCAAAACAUACAGACAAAUUUGAAAACUUUAAUUUUAGUAGCUCCCUAUUGGGAGGAUUUAUUUGAGCCCAGUCAGAUGAUCUAUAAAAAUUUUUUAUUUUCAAAAACAAUAGCAUGGAUUUUUAUUUGUAUUUUUUUGCUGGGGCAACAUUUACCCGAAUCAAACAUGCUCUGAGACCGUUCACCACUUGAUUUGCGGCGCAGUCAAUAUGAUUUAAUGAGAUUUUGGCCCUAGAGUACUUGAGAUGCGUGGCCAAGUUCAAGUACUCUAAAUGAGAUCCCCUGGCCAAAUCUACACCGGAAUGAGUGAUAUAUAUAUAUAUAUAUAUAUAUAUAUAUAUAUAUAUUUGAAAAAAAGAUUUUUUAGGAAAUAAAGUGUAGUUAGGAUCACAUAGGUGUGCAUCGGACAAACUGUAAUGUUUGCACCUCUGCUGAUGUAAGUGAGAUUUUGCCAUGCAGACAGGUCCUAUGCCUUGGGAACGAUAGCCUAUCUGCCUGCCCAGAAAAUCUUGGUGUGAACUCCUCGAUCGGAUUGACGGACUGCAUUUCAGGCUUCUCCUCCCUAGUUCACCUGUGGCCCCAGGGAAGUUGAGGGCAGGCUCCUGAGCAAAAAUGGGGUGAACGGGGCACAUUUGGUGGUUAGCAACCUUGAAGGGCUGUUGUCAAUUUGGACUGACUCCCAGGAAGAUUUAGGAGGCCCGAUCGAAGGGUCAGACUCAUGGUAAAAAUGCCAUCGGCUGAGCUCAGGUAACCAAAGUUGAGUUCUGGAAUGUGGAACUGACUCCCCAAAUCGCUAACGGCUACUCCCUCUGUUGGAGACUGGCUACCGAGUCAGAAAUUGGUAGUGCCAGGAAGAUCCCGGUUGUUGCUGUAGGAUUUUGCCAACCUACCGUUGGGUUUGCCCCCUGGAAGCGAGACCAGUGCAUCUGUAGACUGUGAGCUCUUUGUGGGCAGGGAAUGUCACAGUUUAUUGUUGUAUUGUACUUUCCCAAGCGCUUAGUACAGUGCUCUGCACACAGUAGGCGUUCAGUAAGUACGAUUGAAUGAAUCUGUAGGUGAAGUAAUGGGCAAAGUCAGAUUUAAGGAGAAAUUAGGCAAGUCCCCAAGAAAAGCCAACUGCAUCUAUUGCAAUUAACUGUUCUUAAACAUUCUGUAAGUUCCAUAUAUAUGACAGAGAAUCAUGUUGCUGUUUUUCUUCAUGCAUGAUUCGUAGAUUUCUCUGGCAUGGCGUGAGUAGGGUUUAUGAUAACCUUUUUGGAGUCAGUAUUGCAAAUGUUAACGGAGAUACAGAUGCCAUGUUCUGUUCCUCCUUUGCUGAUGGUCAGUGUUUUUUGUUUGUUUUUGUUGUUGUUGUUGCUGGUUUUUUUGGUUGUUUUUUUUUUUUUUAAAACUCAUGGAUAUCUGUUCUAUAUAGGGAAUGCAGUGGCCUCAGUGUAGUGGAGUUUGGCGGACAAUUGCCGAUGGAUUCGUUGUCUAAAUGUAUUAUAGUUAUCAACUUCCCUGCAUUUGUAUUAAGGAAGUAAUGUUUAAUUUUGGAAUAUUUCCAAUAUAGCGACUAGAUAUACUGGUUAAGAUUCCAUUAAUUUAGUGGAAACACUCAAAUUAAUGAAUUACUGACCUAUUAAUUAUCUUUUGCCCUGAGUUAAGGGACUUGAUUUCAUAUUUUCUGUGUACAGUGUACAUAUAUGGAACUUUAAACACUUUCUUGGUAUUACGAGUUAAUUUUGGUACCUGUUAAAAAUCCUGAACUGGAAGCUGUAUGUUGUAAUUUUAAAUGUAUGUAGCAUACCAUUUGGUUCCAAUAAUCAGGUGCUGGUUCAGAAGUGAUUUUUGUUGUUUUUUUUUUUAGCAGCCUUAUGGUUAUGUCGUUGUAGUUUUUAAUUUAAAUAUUGUAGGUAAGUCAAGAGUGCAUGAAUAACCUAUUUAUUAAAAAAAUUUAUAUAUUGCACCAGUAAAUGCCCUUGACGUUAACCUGAAUACAGCCUCUCAAGAGAAAAUAUUUAAGUAAAUAAAACAAAGAAUUUAGUGUUGAAACCUACAGAAAUAUACUAUUUCCAAUAGUGAUUUGAAUCCAACUUUCACUUUCAUAUCGUAAUUGUAUUCAUCUAUCUCCUCUACCAAGUAUUGAGCUGUAUAUAAAUUUCUUAGGUAAUCAAAUGAUUGCUUUCUUGAAGAGCCAAUUACAAUCACUCCUCAAACAUGCUUAAACAUUAACUUUUUUCUGCAUUGGUUUUAACCAUCCAAACUGAACUGUGAGUACUUUAUUUUAAGCUGAUUUGAGAAAGGAGUGUCUUAAGGACGAAAAGCAAACGAUACCAUUGUCAAGUUUCAUAGCUCUAAUGAAUGAUGCUUGUUUAGAUGGGAUUGGUUUAUUUUGGAUUGGAUUAAUUUGCUUUUUUGGGUUACACGUAGUUAUAAUGCCAAGGGCUUCAUUGAGCCGGUAAGAAGGGGCAAGGUUAGCCUUAAAAACAGGUUGGUUAGAUUUAAUUUUUUUUCUUGGUAGGGUCUCAUUUGGCUUGGAACUUCGCAGAAGUGACCAAAAGAAAGAUCUCACCAAGGACGAUUGGGCUUCCGUAAAGGCUGAGCUCAAGCCUACUUGGUUCAGAGUUAUGCAGUUAGGGCUGACUUUAAGGUAUUGAACCCCAAAUCCUUAAUAAAAGAUCUCAGUAGUAAUAAAAUGGUCUUGCCCAUUGUUGACUGUCUUAAGAGUGUGACGGUUGGCAGCUGACUUAGAAAUAAUGCUUCUGAAUUGUAAAAGAUUUUUCUCUUCACUCCCCAGGAAGCUUCAUUUUACAUCCUAUUCCUUUUAUUCUUGAAAAUGAUUAUGGAUUUUUUCUUUUUUUAAGGCAGGCAAUUUUAAAUAAGAUCUUCCAGAAAAUCCAGUUAGUGAAUUGAAGUCUGGGACAAGCUUUUUAUAUAACAUUUAUAGGUUUAUCAUCAGGGAUUCAUUUCUAUUAUAGAAAUACUUAAUGUACUGUGACGUUUGAAGAUGAGUGACAAAAUCACAAGGUAGUUUUUUGUUGUAAAAAUAUAUACUUGGUAGAAUACCCUAUAUUGUGUGAAGCUGUUCUCUCCUUCAUUUAAAACUAUAGCCUACUCUCUGUGGGUGUAUGUUUACUGCAUGUUUACAUGGUACAGUUUAGACUAAUUUGGAGGAUAAGGUAUGUUUAUGUAUACCUAACUGUAAAUAUUGUAUACUAUUGAUUUUUAAUUUUAUAAAAACAAUUUUUUUAUUUCCCAAUUCAUGUACAAACCUCAUUGUGAAUAUAACAUUAAUUUCUUGGAUAAUAAAAGUUUUGCAGUGAAUUUUAACUAGUUUAAUUGCAGUAAACAUCUUAGUCUGGUCUUGAA